Molecule: messenger RNA, 663 nt
Organism: Prunus persica (peach)
Lineage: Eukaryota; Viridiplantae; Streptophyta; Magnoliopsida; Rosales; Rosaceae
Exons: 4
Coding region: 120-470 (116 amino acids)
Source: RefSeq, a predicted model, not a curated record
UAAACCCACACAAACCCACAAUGGUAGCCCAAUACCACAAGCAACCACCUGUCUCUCUCUCCUCUCUCGUCGUCUCAAUCUCUAGAAGAAGCAUUUGCUCGGAAGGAUAAUCAACUCCAAUGGCAUCAAGGAUGGCUGCAAGGUUUGUUACUCGGAGGCUGUCAAGCAGUGGAAAAGUGCUUAGUGAGGAGGAAAGAGCUGCAGAGAACGUUUACAUUAAGAAAACCGAGCAAGAGAAGCUGCAGAAACUUGCACGUAAAGGCCCUAAACCAGAAGAGAACCCAACUGCAAGCUCAGAGGGCUCGAUAUCUGAUGCCAAACCAAGUGGCUCUACCUCUGGAGAAUCAACUGCCAAAGUAUCCACUGACAAGUACCGGAAUUAUGCUGUUGUAGCAGGUGUUGUAACUGUUGGCGCUGCUGCAGGUUGGUAUCUCAAAUCUAGUGGAAAGAAACAAGAAGUGCAGGACUGAGAUUAGUGUGCUUUGGUAUGAACAAUUGAAGCAUCAGUUGUCAUAACACUUUCUGGUUAGCAUAGAAAUAAAUCAAACUACGAUCCGUCUCUGUUUCUGGCGGAUAUGUGUUGUGUUGAGUUUUUGUUAUAACCUUUUCUGUGUUGGGAAAUAUAUACAUAAUGGAAGGUAUUCUGCAGCUUUCAAUUUUCCA